GUUUACUCAGUGGCAAGGUGCCCGCUCAUUGGUCAAUCGCCGUGAGAAACUUAACAGUAGUGAGAGAGGCGGGGCGCUCGAUCCGGGAACACGCAGUGUUCUUUUUCUCUAUGAUUGUCAGAUUGUAAAAAUGUUGUGAUCCGGAAUGUUAACAAACCAGAAUUAUAAACUGUAAACCUCAAUGUACGAGGUGGAUUAACUGUUAUUAGAACAUGGAAUUGCUGUGACCGGGGGAUCGUUUAUCAUUGUUAGAUAUGGGCGAGGAUCUAGUGUGGUGGAUCACAUUUAGUUUGACCCUAUUGAGUAAAGAUAUUUUCGCUCUGGAGCCGAAUUUUGAUGUCCCAGUUAUCAACAUUACAGUCGUAGUGGGUAAAACCGCCAUAUUGCCGUGUUCGGUUGAGUUUCUUGGGGAACAUAAGGUUGUUUGGACGGAUGAAUUUUCAACAUUAUUGACUUUUGACAUCAAUCGAAUCAUUGAUGACGAUAGAAUUGGCAUUGAUAGACCUUAUACCCGAGAUUGGAAUCUUUUAAUUCGUGACGUCAAAGUAAAGGAUAGAGGGCGCUACAUUUGUCAAAUCAACACACAUCCAAUCAAAACUAAGCCAGUGGAACUCAAUGUUUUAGUCCCUCCACAAAUACUAAACGAAAAUGAAGACGGAACAAGGAAAGAAAUCUUAUCAAAGGAAGGAGAGACUGUCAACGUAAUCUGCAACGUCUCGGGAAUUCCCGCGCCGAGCGUGAAAUGGUAUCGACGCCCUCUAGAGGACACAGUGGGAAGUAAAAAAGAAAGCAUAGUAACACCAGAGCUAGAUCAGCACGAAAGCGGCGAAAGAGAGCCAUGCAUUUACACGACCGAGAAACCAGGGAUUGGGAUGGAAGGGGAAAUUCUCGUUAUCCAUAACGUCAGUCGGUAUUGUGACGGAGUAUACCAGUGUGUAGCCUCCAAUGACGUACCUCCGGCUGUAGAAAUGGAGACCGCAGUGUUUGUAGAAUUUCAACCAGAAGUUAGUCUUAUAAAUAAACGUAUUUCCCAAGAGAAAGGGAAAGAGACAAUUCUAUUAUGUGAGAUCACAGCCUUCCCGCAGGCUCUGUCAUAUUGGAUGUUCCAGGGGCAGGAAAUCGCCAACUCCGAGCGACUAAAGGUGGACAUUUAUUCCGAAGGAAAGGCACAUACAAUCAAACUGAGCCUAAGAAUUACUAAUAUAUCGGACUCGGAUUUCGGGGAGUAUGAGUGUUUUGCGUCUAAUAAGUUCGGACGGGAUAGAGAGGCUAUGAUUUUGUACGAAUUUCGUCCACCGAAAGCUCCGAAACCAGAAAAGCCUGUUGUAAUUCAACCGACCACGAGAAGUCGCCACCAUGUGGCGCCACCGGUCACUUACAGACCAACACGUGUAAAAGAAGACGUGCGGAAACCAUAUACAGGAUUUGUUGGUGAAUAUCGACCAAGAAAAAACGGAUGUCAAUUUCUAAAUAUGAAUUUAACUGUGACUAUAAAAAUGGUAUUUUUUGUAUUACUGUUGAUUUCAUAGUUGGGGUGAUUUUGUUGCGUGACCAAGUGUAAAUGGCGCCCGAAAGAACGAGAGUUGAAUGGUGUCUAAACAAAUAUCAUUCAUUCAUCAUCAUAAGUAAUUUAUAUCUUGUGUUACAAGCAUUCCACGUGAUUUUGAAGUUUGUUUCUAUUUUUAGUGACAUGUGUUUUUAUGGUAUACUCAUUAUGUUAAUCGCAUCUCUUACUGUUGACUGUUACUAAUUAUAGAUUUGUAAUGAGUUAAUCCCCAUUUAUUAUUCAUACUCACAUGAAGUGCUACUAUAUUCAUGGAGCUUAAUUUAAGUUCAUAUUUAUAUUACUAAAAAAAUCGAAUGUUUCAUUAAAGACUGUUCAUUUUUAA
Molecule: messenger RNA, 1889 nt
Organism: Saccostrea echinata
Lineage: Eukaryota; Metazoa; Mollusca; Bivalvia; Ostreida; Ostreidae
Product: opioid-binding protein/cell adhesion molecule homolog
Exons: 9
Coding region: 255-1529 (424 amino acids)
Cellular component (GO): neuron projection
Source: RefSeq, a predicted model, not a curated record